AUGCGCCUAAGCUACAUUCUAGUUGCUGCUGCCUCAAUCCUCUGUUCCCACCACGAUUCUGUCUCUGCAUCUGCCGGUAACGACUUUGCUCUAGCUACUGUAACGUCGUUGGGCUUUCUUCAACUCAUUGGUGCUGACAAAAGCACCAUCGACAAGUCCCAGUUCCUGAGAGACAACAAGAUCACCGAAAACGACAGCGAAGAGAGAGGGAUUUUGGAUGCUAAAAGCUUUGUCGAAAAGUUAUUCAGGAUGAACUCUUUUUCUGAGCUCGAGAAAAUUGACAAACUGACAGACCUCAAAGCAAUUUCGGCUGCGGUAGAUGACAAAUUGGCGGCAGUGUUCAAGUUCGCUGACGAAGCGAAAAUGCGUCUUGAUGAUCUGGCCAGAAUAGCCAACAAAUUCGGUGAUUUCGAUGAUGCUCUUAAGACGAAGGCGCUGGAACUGUACACCAAGUACUGGAACACAAUGCACUAA
Molecule: messenger RNA, 474 nt
Organism: Phytophthora nicotianae INRA-310
Lineage: Eukaryota; Oomycota; Peronosporomycetes; Peronosporales; Peronosporaceae
Exons: 1
Coding region: 1-474 (157 amino acids)
Source: RefSeq, a predicted model, not a curated record